CUGUUGCCGCCGCCAUGUUAGAAUAUCGGGCCGGUUGAUUGGCUCUUCUGUGCAGCAGAACCUGCUUCUCGGACCUACCUGUUCCUCGGUCCAGUGAUAUAUCUGUCCAAUUCGGGUACCCGCUCUCCCAAGGUCUGCAGUCUCUGGUCAUCUCCUGUACUAUAUCUGCAGUCUCUGGCCUUCUCCUGUACUAUGUCUGCAGUCUCUGGUCAUCCCCUGUAUUAUGUCCGCAGUCUCUGGUCAUUUCCUGUACUAUGUCCGCAGUCUCUGGUUAUCUCCUGUAGUAUGUCCGCAGUCUGUGGUCAUCUCCUGUACUAUGUCUGCAGUCUCUGGUCAUCAUCUCCUGUACUAUGUCUGCAGUCUCUGGUCAUCAUCUCCUGUACUAUGUCCGCAGUCUCUGGUCAUCUUCUGUACUAUGUCUGCAGUCUCUGGUCAUCAUCUCCUGCACUAUGUCCGCAGUCUCUGGUCAUCUUCUGUACUAUGUCUGCAGUCUUUGGUCAUCUCCUGUAAUAUGUCCGCAGUCUUUGGUCAUCUCCUG
Molecule: messenger RNA, 538 nt
Organism: Staurois parvus
Lineage: Eukaryota; Metazoa; Chordata; Amphibia; Anura; Ranidae
Source: the annotation of a GenBank genome assembly